AUGUUAAUCAAAGAAUAUCGCAUUGGGCUGCCCAUGAGUGUGGAUGAGUACCGCAUUGCACAGCUUUACAUGAUACAGAAAAAGAGUCGAGAGGAAAGUCAUGGGGAAGGCAGUGGGGUAGAAAUCCUGACUAAUGAACCAUAUACUGAUGGUCCCGGGGGCGACGGUCAAUACACAUAUAAAAUAUAUCACAUUGGGAGUCAUCUGCCAGGAUGGUUUCGUGCCAUUUUACCCAAGUCUGCUCUCAUGGUUGAGGAGGAAGCCUGGAAUGCCUACCCUUACACUAAAACCCGCUACAGAUGUCCGUUUGUAGAAAAGUUUCUACUGGAGAUUGAAACAAAAUAUAUCAAUGAUGGUGGGGAACAAGAAAAUGUAUUUGACAUGUCAACAGGGGAGAUAAAACAACGACAAUUAGACUUCAUAGAUUUAGUGAAAGAUCAGCUUCCCAGUAGUGACUAUAAGAAGGAGGAGGACCCCAAACUUUACAGAUCAUCCAAGACUGGCCGUGGCCCAUUGACUGACAGCUGGUGGGAAGAGUACAGUCAGGAGUCAAGGGUCAAAGGGUCAAGCAAGGCAAUGAUGACUGCCUAUAAAUUGUGUCGGGUCGAGUUCCGUUACUGGGGCAUGCAGAACAAAAUUGAGAGAUUUAUCCACGAUAUAGGUCUGCGGAAAACAAUGCUUCGCGCUCACAGACAGGCAUGGUGCUGGCAAGAUGAAUGGUUUGGACUCAAACUCAGUGACAUUCGACAGUUAGAACUUGAAACACAACUGGCUCUUGCUGCCAAAAUGGCUGCCACCACAAACCACAACGAAGAUGAUGAACUGCAAGAGGAAAACCAAAAUGAGAUUGAAAUAAAUAUUAAUGUCAGACCGAAAAUUCCUGUAUCUGUCUCCAAUCAGGAGAUUGGAUGUGGCAAACAUUUUAAUGACCAAGUUGUGGAGGAAGCCAUUAAUCCAAAUUCUAAUGUGUCACAUAGACAGUCCUUCUCCAAUUCUUCAAGGUCAAGGUCACAAGGCACUAACAGUCGAGAUAUAUCAGCUUCCCGGAUAUUUGAAAGUUUAGAGCGACUUCAGGAAUCAAGCUCGGAGUCAGAGGACGAAUUCUAUGAUGCUAAAGAUGCCAGUUUUUGUGACUCUCAGUUUUCGUCUGACCUUGGGUCAGAUUCUGAUGUGGAUUCUGAGGAAGAACAAGAGUCUGAAGGAGCUAUGAUGGUUCGAUCUUCAUCCAACGAACUCAUCAACAGUAACGACGAAUUUUCUGAUGCUGUGUCCACCAUGUCCUUUGAUCCUAAUGAUUCUCCAUUUGAGCGUCGCCUGACAAAGUAUAAAAUGCAUUACCAUGGUGACCGGCAGCAGGAGAAAGAGACAUCUCCGCCUCAUUCGGCUGGUUGUAAAUCAAACAUCUUGUUUCUGGUGCUUCAUGGAGGAAGUGUGUUGGACUCCAGUAACCUUGAGCAAGCUUCCAAGCGAGUUGACUUCAACAUGAUCAAGUCGACGUUUGAAACUGUGAUACGUAAUAAUUACCCAGGAGCUCUUGGCCACAUCGCGUUCCGUCUCGUCCCUUGUCCUCAGAUUUGUACUGAGGCCCUCAGUAUAUUGUCCAGUGUUAGUCCAUACAGUUUUGAAUCACAUUCGCCCACCACUGGAGAGACUGGGGUGAUUUGGACACAAGAGUUUGUUCCCCUAGGUGCCAUUUCGUUAUUUGUAACUUCCAACCCUGACUACCAAGAAUAUGUCAACAAGAUGGUCGCAAAGGCCAAUCUUAUUUAUCAUGAAUUUAUGUUGUCAGACGAGGGUAAAGGAUUUACAGGACAGGUCUGUCUGCUUGCUGAUGCUAUGGGAUCUUUAUUAGGGUAUGACGCCUUAUGUCAAGCAAACCCAAACUACACCCGUGGCCUCAGUACCUUUGAUAGUCAUUGUAGCCUCAACGACCCUGACUCCUCAACUCUUCGUCAAGAGCCAGAGAACGCUCAGAACUCUGGAAAUACAAACUUAGAAUCUUUGAGACAACUGAGUCACAGCGACCCAGAUUUGUGCUUAUCAUCUGCAGGUUUGAGUGAGAAACAACUUAGUAAAAGUGAUAUUGGACCUGCAGAGUGCAAGCUGAGACGUCAGUGUUCUGCUAAUGUACGUCCACAGCAUACCCACCUCAGUGUAAGUGACAAGGAGGACUGUGGACGCAGAACUAGUAUGGGCAGUUACAAUGAUGGCUCCCUAGUAAAGUUUGAUUUUGAUGUCUCGGAUUUCUUUAUGCUGGGUUCACCCCUUGGACUAGUUCUGGCCUAUCGUCGAAUGUUUUUUGGAGAUGAUCGUAAUUGGUGCCCAUUCAGCCCAGCAUGCCAUCAGGUGUAUAAUAUGAUCCAUUCAAGUGACCCGACAGCCGCUCGACUGGAACCAAUGCUUCACAGUAGCUUUAAACACAUCUUCCCCAUUAAAGUGCCACGCUAUACUAAAUUUCCUGUCGGGGAUGGAGAGCCUAUACAUGUUGUGGAGACGAUACAGAGUAACUUGUCACUGUUUAUCAAUAAUCGUCGAGGUUCCACAGGACCUAGUCUCCAGCGACAAAACAGCGUGUCCAGUGUGGUCAGUCAGAUCUCUGGCCUUGGAGAGUCCAUGGUGUGCAGUAUCACAAACGUGACUAGUAAGUGGUGGGGAAAUAAGCGUAUUGAUUUCACCCUCUACUGUCCAGAAGUCUUGCACUCCUUCCCUACAUCAGCCUUGCCCCAUCUCUUCCACUCCAGUUUUUGGGAAUCUUCAGAUGUAGCUGCCUUUGUACUUAGACAGAUUUUACGCCAUGACAUCCUCAAUUUGGAUAUGGAUAAAGAUCUGGAUCGUCUGACAGUCAGUCCAGAAUCUGUCAGUCUUCCUAGAGAAAAAUGGUUAAAGCGAAGGACCACCAUUAAAGUGAAGAAUCUGCAGCCAAAUCACCGUGGUAAUGAUGUCAUCGUUAUGGAGGACACAGAUCAGGAGCUCAGUGCCAGAUUUAUGUAUGGUUCCUUUGAUGUUACCUCAUUGUCAGGAGAAAAGGUGGAUGUUCACGUGAUGGACCAGUCUACAGGGGAAUGGAAGUUUCUUGGCACUGCAGUUACAGACAAACAUGGCCGCCUCAACUACACCAUCCCAGAGGAAAAACGCCUACAUCAAGGGAUGCAUUCUGUCAAGAUUGUCGUAAGAGGAGACCACAGCUGUGCCGAUUUCUUCCUGACAGUCUUACCACAGAAGACAGAGACUGUGGUAUUUAGUAUUGAUGGCUCGUUCACAGCCAGCAUGUCUAUAUCAGGUCGUGAUCCCAAGGUUAGGGCUGGAGCAGUCGAUGUUGUAAGGCAUUAUCAAGACCAGGGUUAUCUGAUCCUGUAUGUGACGGCUCGUCCAGACAUGCAACAUCGUAAGGUUGUGUCAUGGUUGGCCAUGCAUAACUUCCCUCAUGGCAUGGUGGCUUUCAUGGAUGGCCUCUCAAAAGAACCACUCCGUCAGAAACUCAACCAUCUCAAAGGAUUAGUGUCCAAGGCUGGUAUCGUGUACAAGGCAGCUUAUGGCUCAAACAAGGACAUCUACGUGUACCGGGAACUGGGACUUACAUCUCAACAGAUGUUUAUCGUUGGCAAGGCUUCCAAAAAACAGGCGGGACAGGCUCAGAUAUUGUCCGAUGGAUAUGCUGUCCACUUACAGUCAUUACAGCUAUUAGGGCGUUCUGCUGUGGGGAACGCACGCAUGUUUAUAAGAAAAGGGUGUAUGACAGUCCCCAAUCAGAGUGAAGGAAAGAAAAGUGAAGGCAAGCGGGCUGUGAAGAGGGUCUCCUCAAAUUCAGCACCAACGAGUGGUGGUGAUUUCCUCAAACCACAGGAUGUAUUGAUAACAGUGGGUGACACUGGUAAUACAAUCGUUCAGAACAGUCAGGCAGAUUUCCGUACCACAGCCCGUGCUCGAGGCUCCUCGCCACGACCUAAGGUGCCACUGUCGACAGAUGUGCCUCGAUGA
Molecule: messenger RNA, 3978 nt
Organism: Ylistrum balloti
Lineage: Eukaryota; Metazoa; Mollusca; Bivalvia; Pectinida; Pectinidae
Product: protein retinal degeneration B-like
Exons: 23
Coding region: 1-3978 (1325 amino acids)
Biological process (GO): phospholipid transport
Cellular component (GO): cytoplasm
Molecular function (GO): phosphatidylinositol binding; phosphatidylinositol transfer activity; phosphatidylcholine intramembrane carrier activity
Source: RefSeq, a predicted model, not a curated record